Messenger RNA from Aedes albopictus (Asian tiger mosquito), 567 nucleotides. RefSeq lists its product as uncharacterized. The coding region runs from base 112 to 546 and encodes 144 amino acids. The transcript has 2 exons. NCBI's taxonomy places the organism in Eukaryota, Metazoa, Arthropoda, Insecta, Diptera, Culicidae. The record is from RefSeq and is a predicted model, not a curated record.
AUACCAGCUAUCUUAACUCAUAGAUAAAGGUUAGCACUCCGAGCGGUUCAUUUAACCGUGGAGUAAUUAGUCAUUUUGGUUUGUUCAGUUGUUCCGCUCGGUUCAAGAAAUAUGAAGUACGUUUUUGCGUUGAUCGUUGCCCUGGGAUUGGUUAGUCAUGCAACGGCCCUUUCCUGUUUCGUGUGCACCAGUGUCGAAGAUGGGACCUGCGACGGUGAACAGCUGGUUGAAUGUGAUGCCGUCAGUGCUGCCUCGGGAAUGGCGUUGCUGCUGGCGCUGAAGCCCACGAUCCAGGUUUUGCCCAGUACCAACUAUAAAUGCUACAAAUUGGUGGCUGAGGCGAAACAAUCCAGCAGUCAGGCGGCAAUCAAGUCUUGCAUCUAUGACACGGUGGCGGUGUGCGAAGGAACCAUUGCCAAUGCUGACCAGAAGGAAUGCUACACUUGCGAGGAGGACGGGUGCAAUGGGUCCGGGCGAUUGAGAACUAGCUAUAUGGCGUUGCUGGGGCUGAUCGUGAUUUCCUGGGUCAUUGGCAAUAAAUAUUGAUAGAGAAUGACUGUUUUGAAA